This is a messenger RNA of Myzus persicae (green peach aphid), 2075 nucleotides long. RefSeq names its product beta-1,3-galactosyltransferase 5-like. The coding region runs from base 377 to 1489 and encodes 370 amino acids. Gene Ontology annotation, cellular component: membrane. The record is from RefSeq and is a predicted model, not a curated record. Lineage: Eukaryota; Metazoa; Arthropoda; Insecta; Hemiptera; Aphididae. Gene Ontology annotation, molecular function: hexosyltransferase activity. The transcript has a single exon.
GUUGCCGUUCUUUAGCCAAGUGAAAGCUGUUUUAAAUGUUUAAUAUUAUAUGUCGCAGAAAACCAAUACUCGGCUCGCUCUCGCGAUUCCAAGGACUCACUCGAAGUGGGCAAACACGCCGCGCGAUCGCCGAAGACUGUGUAGAAAAUCUUCCUAGUCGGUGUCGAGCGGGCACUACGCGCUCACUCAAGAGCGUGACGCAUAAUAUAAUAUUAUUAGGCAUCGUUUGCGUGACGCGAAAAAUAAAAAAUAAUAUCAAUAUCGUCUACGAGCGUCAAACGGACCGGUGCGUCGAAUUUCGAUGGCGGACCGCGGACAAUGUCGGUGCCGGUGCACCGACCCGUAGCAGCAGCCGCCACAACGGUGACGGCGGACGAUGGCGCAGCGGCUACGGCCAAAGUCGUGGAGAUACGAAAUCGUCAUGUUCCUCGCCGUCAACACGUCGUUCCUGGUGCUGUUCGACGCCUUCUCUGCAGACCGCGACACCCGGCGGAGCGCACCGGUGCGCCCCGGACCGUCACCGAUGCUCACCGGCGGCCGGCGGCGCCCGUUGUUGGACCUGAACGGCUUCGAGUACGUCGUCGACAGCGGCGCGUGCGACGGGCCGCGACGCCACACGCCCAUCGUGGUGCACAGCUACGUAGGCCACUUCGAGCGUCGCCGGGCCAUCCGGCGGUCCUAUCCACGAACGGUGCUCGACCGGCUUGGAUUCCGUCACGUGUUCAUGGUCGGCUUGCCGUCGUCGGGCGACGGCGACCUACAGGCCCGGCUGAUCCGGGAGUCGUCCCGGCACGGCGACGUGGUGCAGGGCAACUUUCACGAAGCAUACAGGAACCUGACGUACAAGCACGCGAUGGGCCUGACUUGGUUCGCGGAACGGUGCUCGCGGUCGGACUACGUGGUCAAGAUGGAUGACGACAUCGCGGUGAAUGUGUUCAAGCUGAAAGCCGUGCUGGGACGCGUCGACAACCGCGACCUGGCCGGGUGCGUGAUCGCCGCGAAACCGAUACGGGACGAGAGCAACAAGUGGUACGUGAGCCGCGCGGAGUUUGAGGGCGACGUGUACCCGCCGUUCCUAUCCGGUUGGUUGUACGCAGCCAGAGCGGCGUCCGUCCCACGUUUGCUGCGGGCGAUCGGUGUGCGAGAAAAAUACUUUUGGAUCGACGAUCUGUACGUGACGGGCAUACUAGCCGAACGCGCAGGACUUGAGUUCACCGACCUGAGACCCGACUUCGAGACCGAUCCGGGACCGAUACACUGUUGCGUACACAAGCGACAGCGGUGCGACUUUCUGGCAGCACCCACUGGCGACGAUGACACUUUGCUCCAGCGAUACGCCAAACAGCUUACAAGUUGUAAGGCUACCAACUCGUCUUGUGAUGUGUUUCGUAAAUCCAAACUCCAUCACAACUGUCUGGACUUGUGGAAAAAAAAGCCACUAGACGUGCGCAUGGGAAAACCGUCAAUAGAAAUAUUGAAUUGGAAUUAAUGAUCUAAACAAUAAGACUUGUGAUAUGGACUUAUAUGGACUUGAUAUUUUAAUAUUAAAAUCCGAUCAAGCAAAAACAAUACAAACAGAAAACUAUUGCAUAUAAAUAUAAUAUAUUGGAAGUAAUUCACCAUUUUAUAAAUCAAAUAUUUCAUGUGAUAUUUAACAAUUUAUUUGUAACAAACUAAUCACGACGAUAAUGAUUUUUUUCUAAAUUUAUUGUUGACUUAAAUUAAGUUCCUUUUUUGUUGUUUAGUUUUAUUUUAAUAGAAAUAAUUUGAAUCAUUACUGUAAUAUUUUAAGUUUGCUUUACUUUAUAGUAGUAGUACCCACUAUAGUUAGUAAUAUUUUGUUUAUAUUGUUUAUAAAUAAAUAUACAAUUAUGAGAAAUAAAUAAUUUAUUCAUUUAAGACACUUAGGUUAUGUUAGGUUUUAAACAACUAAUAUCUCAUACUAAAAUCAUUAAUAAAUAAAGUAUUUAUUGUGUAUAAAAAAGAAUUUUGUUUAGGAAUAAAUCAAUUCACAAACAUUACAAAACAAUAAUCAAACAAUUUGAGAAUGAAUAAAAUGCAGGGUAGUUUUAAAA